This is a messenger RNA of Olea europaea var. sylvestris, 3023 nucleotides long. RefSeq names its product putative pentatricopeptide repeat-containing protein At5g52630. The record is from RefSeq and is a predicted model, not a curated record. Gene Ontology annotation, molecular function: zinc ion binding; RNA binding; protein binding. NCBI's taxonomy places the organism in Eukaryota, Viridiplantae, Streptophyta, Magnoliopsida, Lamiales, Oleaceae. Gene Ontology annotation, biological process: RNA modification. The transcript has a single exon. Bases 151 to 1989 code for a protein of 612 amino acids.
UUUUGUCCGCCAAUUCUUGUCUACGUUCUAAUUGAAAACCCAAUUUUCGGCCACCACCGCAUCCUGGGGCAGAGAACUGAUACUCCUACUCCGAAACCGCCCGCCGCCGUCAUGCAUCCAGAACACACGUCUCUUUAAGAUAUUCACUAAAUGCUUCACCCUUUCCUCAAAGAACCCCUGCAACCACCUCCACCCCCAAGACAUCCCAUCUUCACCCACUUCCUCCAAAACUCACUCAACCAACAAAGCUUCGAGCACAACUACCGAACCAUAUGCAACCAUUUGCUUGACUUCACUAGGGCAAAAUCCCUUUUAAAAGGUCAAUCUAUUCAUGCCCAUGUCAUUAAAUCUGGACUUCAGAUCAUCCCACUGAUAUCCCACCAUUUGAUCAACUUUUACGCGAAAUUACAGUUCCCGCACCACUCGGAAAAAUUGUUUGAUGAGACUCCCUUCAAGUCUGCUACGACUUGGAGUUCUUUAAUCUCUUGUUUUUCGCAAAAUGAGCUCCCUUUGCGAGCUUUUCAAUAUCUUUGCUUAAUGCUUCGUAUUGGUGGAUUGUAUCCUGAUGACCACAUUUUCCCCAGUGUGACUAAAUCGUGCGCGAUGAUGAAUGAUUAUCGUGCAGGGCAGUCGGUUCAUUGUCUUACGGUGAAAGUUGGGUAUGACUUUAAUGUGUUUGUUGGGAGUUCUGUAGUGGAUAUGUAUGCAAAAUGUGGUAGUUUAGUGGAUUCUAGGAAGAUGUUUGAUGAAAUUCCGGAGAAAAAUGUGGUGUCUUGGAGUGGGAUGAUAUAUGGGUAUGCGCAAAUGGGUGAAGACGAGGAGGCUUUGAGGCUUUUUAAGGACGCUUUGAUUGAGGAUUUGGGUGUGAACGAUUUUACUUUUUCGAGUGUGAUUCGAGUUUGUGGGAAUUCGACCUUGCUUGAACUAGGGAAGCAGAUGCAUGGUUUGUGCUUGAAAAUGAGCUAUGACUUGUCAGGUUUUGUGGGAAGUUCUUUAAUUUCCAUGUACUCAAAGUGUGGUGUCAUUGAGGGAGCAUAUCUUGUUUUUGAUGAGGUUUCGAAUAAGAAUUUAGGAAUGUGGAAUGCAAUGUUGAUCGCAUGUGCUCAACAUUCACAUACAAAGAACGUGUUUGCGUUGUUUGGGAAAAUGGAAAGAGUAGGAACGAAGCCGAAUUUCAUUACAUUUUUGUGUCUGCUCUAUGCUUGUAGCCACGCAGGGCUGGUUGAGGAGGGGAAGUAUUACUUCAAGUUGAUGAAGGAUCAAGGUAUAGAGCCAGGGGAUCAGCAUUAUGCUUCAAUGGUUGACUUGCUUGGCCGAGCUGGAAAAUUGCACGAAGCUGUUAAAAUUACUAAAGAAAUGCCAAUGCAACCAACAGAAUCUGUGUGGGGAGCUUUACUUACUGGGUGCCGAAUUCAUGGAAACACUGAGUUGGCAGGUUACGUAGCUGAUAGAGUCUUUGAGUUAGGCCCUAUUAGCCCUGGCCUACACGUGCUAUUAUCCAAUGCUUAUUCAGCUGCUGGUAGAUAUAAAGAGGCUGCAACGGCAAGGAAAAUGCUGAGGGACUGUGGAAUGAAAAAGGAAACUGGUUUGAGCUGGGUAGAGGAAGGUAAUAGGAUUUACACAUUUGUUGCAGGGGAUAGGGCCAAUGCGAAAUCUGAAGAGAUUUAUAGGAAACUGGAGGAACUGGGGGAGGAUAUGAUGCGAGUUGGUUAUGUUGCAGACACGAGUUACGUGCUGCAAGAAGUUGGCGCUGAUGAGAAGAUCCAGAGUAUUCGAUAUCAUAGUGAGAGAUUAGCCAUUGCAUUUGCACUUAUUACCUUUCCACCGGAACGUCCAAUUAGAGUUAUGAAGAACUUGCGCAUCUGUGGUGAUUGCCACACUGCAAUAAAGUUUAUGUCCAAGUGCACUGGACGGAUAAUUAUAGUCAGAGAUAACAAUCGAUUUCAUCGGUUUGAGGACGGGAAGUGCUCCUGUGGUGAUUAUUGGUGAUUGAAUUGCAAGUACCUUUAACCUUUGUCCAAUUUCCCAACUGAAGCCAUUUAUGCUAUUUAGCCAGUUCCGCAAAGUCUGACUGGUUAGUAUAAUCUAUACAUCCAUUGAAAUUCAGAUUGCCAAUCUUCAAAGUAUGGCUCCGCAGGGGCCGACAUGCACACUCCUAUCCUAUCAAGCCCGAGUUACCGACUUCACUCUGGACUCUAGCAACGUAUAGACCUCUCUUCCACUGGUACAAAAAUAGUAUGGUACAUAGGAGCUUUCUCUUCCUCGAAGUGGUGGGUAGCACAAAAAAUCUUUUGACACUAGAUAAGGCUGUUCAAAUGAAAGAAACAAUCUCAUACAAGGAUCAAGGCUUAAAAACAUGCCCUGAUGCCCAUCUUUUAAGAAUUUGUCAUGUGAGUCUCAUAUGUCACCAUCUUGACCAGCUCCUGUCGUUGAUGGUGAAAAAUGAUAGAGUCUCCAAGGGUACAAACUCAAUUGUACAGAAUGGAAAUGAAGCUUUUAUUACCAGUAUUUAAGCAGUGGAAGCCCUUCCAGUUGCAUUUGCCAAAGACAUAACUAAAGGACCUGCCCAGCUGCCAGUGUCGCAUGCCGGUCAAUUGAGCAAUCUGAUAAGACAGAUAGAACACCCCAUGUUUAACCAAUUCUGAAAUUUCCGCCUCGGACAAGGAUUUGAACUUCUUAUCAUGGCUGUUUCCUAUAAUGCCAACAAUUGUAUGGUUAUUGAACUUCAAAUGGAAAACUAUUCUCUCAACUAAAUUUUGCUAUUUGUUUAAAAUUCGCUUCUGAAGAACAUGAAAUGAUUAUCGUAUAUUUCAAAUGUAUUGGUCUCACAACCAUGCUACAUGGCCGGAGUUAGUGACAAAUUUCAUUUCCAUACAACACUUGACAAAUUCUCAUUGGAAAUUGGGGAAAAAACAACAUAAAAAUACUCAAUCAUUGGUUGCACAUCAGUCUGUUUUUUCCCUUUUUAUUUUCCCUGUUUGUUCAGCCUUAUUCAUUGGUCUCAUGCUUUCAAACAGAAGCAC